Molecule: messenger RNA, 4074 nt
Organism: Mus pahari (shrew mouse)
Lineage: Eukaryota; Metazoa; Chordata; Mammalia; Rodentia; Muridae
Gene: Rngtt
Product: RNA guanylyltransferase and 5'-phosphatase
Exons: 16
Coding region: 129-1922 (597 amino acids)
Biological process (GO): protein dephosphorylation; 7-methylguanosine mRNA capping
Molecular function (GO): ATP binding; mRNA guanylyltransferase activity; mRNA 5'-triphosphate monophosphatase activity
Source: RefSeq, a predicted model, not a curated record
GCUCGCCGGGAGCCGCGGAGUCGAACCUGAAUGAAAGUGGCGCGCCGCCGAGGACCCGGGUGGAGCCGCUGCCGUUGGGGAGGAUCCGGGCUGGCUUGCUGAGGAGCGGUCGGCGAGGCGGCAGAGACAUGGCUUACAACAAGAUCCCGCCACGGUGGCUGAACUGUCCGCGGCGCGGCCAGCCGGUGGCAGGAAGAUUCUUACCUCUGAAGACGAUGCUGGGGCCAAGAUAUGAUAGUCAAGUUGCUGAAGAAAACCGGUUCCAUCCCAGUAUGCUCUCAAAUUAUUUAAAGAGCCUGAAGGUUAAAAUGAGCUUGUUGGUGGAUCUGACAAAUACUUCAAGGUUCUAUGACAGAAAUGACAUAGAAAAAGAAGGAAUCAAGUAUAUCAAACUUCAGUGUAAAGGACAUGGUGAAUGCCCCACCACUGAGAAUACUGAGACAUUCAUCCGCCUGUGUGAGAGGUUUAAUGAAAGAAGCCCACCUGAACUUAUAGGUGUUCACUGCACCCAUGGCUUCAACCGUACUGGUUUCCUUAUCUGUGCCUUUUUGGUGGAAAAAAUGGAUUGGAGUAUUGAAGCAGCAGUUGCUACAUUUGCCCAAGCCAGACCACCAGGAAUCUACAAGGGUGAUUAUUUGAAGGAACUUUUUCGUCGCUAUGGAGAUAUAGAAGAAGCACCACCACCACCUGUAUUGCCAGAUUGGUGUUUUGAAGAUGAUGAUGAAGAAGAUGAGGAUGAAGAUGGAAAAAAGGACUCAGAACCAGGGUCAAGUGCAUCCUUUAGUAAAAGGAGAAAAGAACGGUUAAAACUGGGAGCUAUUUUCUUGGAAGGCAUAACUGUUAAAGGUGUAACUCAAGUAACAACUCAACCCAAGUUAGGAGAGGUACAACAGAAAUGUCAUCAGUUCUGUGGCUGGGAAGGGUCUGGGUUCCCUGGAGCACAGCCUGUCUCCAUGGACAAGCAAAACAUUAGACUUUUAGAGCAGAAGCCAUAUAAAGUAAGCUGGAAAGCAGAUGGCACGCGUUAUAUGAUGUUGAUUGAUGGCACAAAUGAAGUUUUUAUGAUUGACAGAGAUAAUUCCGUUUUUCAUGUUUCAAAUCUGGAAUUCCCAUUUCGUAAAGAUCUUCGCAUGCAUUUAUCAAAUACUCUUUUGGAUGGGGAAAUGAUCAUUGACAAAGUAAAUGGACAGGCCGUCCCAAGAUAUUUGAUCUAUGACAUAAUUAAGUUCAAUGCACAACCAGUUGGAGACUGUGAUUUUAAUAUUCGUCUACAGUGCAUUGAACGUGAAAUUAUAAGUCCACGACAUGAAAAAAUGAAGACUGGACUCAUUGACAAAACACAGGAACCAUUUAGUGUCAGACCUAAACAAUUUUUUGACAUCAAUAUUUCAAGAAAGCUUCUGGAAGGAAAUUUUGCCAAAGAAGUCAGCCAUGAAAUGGAUGGACUUAUUUUUCAGCCUAUUGGAAAAUACAAGCCUGGUCGAUGUGAUGACAUUUUGAAGUGGAAACCUCCCAGUCUAAACUCUGUGGAUUUUCGACUUAAGAUAACAAGAAUGGGAGGAGAAGGGUUGCUUCCACAGAAUGUUGGCCUUCUCUAUGUUGGAGGUUAUGAAAGACCCUUUGCACAAAUCAAGGUGACAAAAGAACUAAAACAGUAUGACAACAAAAUUAUAGAAUGCAAAUUUGAGAACAAUAGCUGGGUCUUCAUGAGACAGAGGAUAGACAAAAGUUUCCCAAAUGCCUACAACACAGCCAUGGCUGUGUGCAACAGCAUCUCGAACCCGGUCACCAAGGAGAUGCUGUUUGGGUUCAUUGACAGAUGUGCAGCAGCCGCCCAGGGGCAGAAGCGAAAGUAUCCCCUGGACCCUGACACGGAGCUCAUGCCGCCCCCACCGCCCAAAAGACUGCCUCGGCCAACCUAGUCCCCGCCUCUGAGAGGGAGACAGUGUGGCUUCGUACUGGUACACGUGGUUUAAGGGAAGACAUAGUCAGCCUGUAUCUAGUUGGUACAUUUGUUUCCUUGGAACUACAGUACAUCAUGGACCUAAAUAUUUUAUUUAUACCUGGUAAAUUCAGCCUUACCCUGUGGAGUCUACAGAUUGAAAUAUCCAAAGGUUUAAAUCAGAUUGAAGUUAAUGAAACAGAGGCCUUGUUUGUAUGUGAAUAGAUACCUUUACAUUUGAUUCAUAACUAGCAAUCUGAAGCUGUAAGCAUAUUGAGUUUUUUAAAAGUUGGAUUUUAAGUUUCCCUCUUUAAAAUGUGGGCACUGGCAUUAGAAAUUUUCUCACUAACUUAUCAUGGAUUUCUUAUAUUUCUCAAUUUUUUAUAUUCUGAGCAAUGACAAGGUCAAGUAUUAUGUACAUUAAACAGUUUGGUCUGGCUAUACCAUUUUAAGAAGUUCUUCUGUUUCUGUUUCUGUGUGAGUGGGGGGUAAAAACAGUAAUGUAGCUCCAUUUUCUUGUGAAUUGUAUCCUUUCUUUAGAAACUAUUUUGAGCAUUUUACUAUGUCUUUUGUUUGAACCAUGGCGUCAGCUGUCUGGGGUUCCCAUCCUGGCAGUGGUUUUGAGUUCCUUUGUGGCACUUCCCUUAGAACCCCAGGUCCUUUAUGUGAUGCUGUCUGGAGCCUUGCUUCUUUCAGGCAGCAGGGCUCCUCCUGUUUACCAACUCAACUGUGAUCUCUGGGAGCAGCAGCAAGCACAACCGCUCUUGUGUUAUUUUCCUUAAACAGCGCGUCAGACACGGUGGCAGCUUUGCCUAGAAGUUACUGUCAGCUGAACAAAGUGUUGUCUAGGAAAUGCUGGCCUCCCACUGGACAGACUCAGAGGCAUUGCUGACUGGUCGUGGAGGACGUGAAGAUGUUGCUCCCAUUGCUCCGGCUGCACCUGUACUUGGAGGUGUACUCUGCUCCUGAGCUGCACCUCAGUGUUUACUCUAGACAGUAGGUUAAAGGCAGCUCAUGGUCCUUGCCAUUGUAAAACUUGCUCUGAUUGGCUUUUGAAGGAAUUCAGAAUUAGCUACUAGCAAGCAGCUUACUUAAUGUAUUUAUUUUUAGAGACACAGGUUUUAAGUAUAUGUAUUUAAAACAAAUGUUCAUGAUCUGUAUUUUAUAUAUGUAUAAGCAUAUCUGAAAGUAUAUGCAACAGUGUAUAUUCUUAUAUUGAUACAGCCAGAAAUGAAAACCCAAAUGCUUUACCUAGCAGGCCGAGGAUCUGAUGGAAUUUUUAUUUGGCAAAGCACAGAUUAACCAAAACUGUGUUUAUAUGAACCGAGUUUUAAUGUUUUUAAAGGAACUUUACAUCUGCAGUGCUUUUCUAUAUGGAGCACUGGAGCUGUGCCUAGACUUAUGGCUCAUGCCGCUGUUGUUCCAAGUUAGGUAUUAUGUUAGCAAGGUUAGUCAAAAUGUCAUAAUCAUUUUUUUCUUAGGUUUCUUUUGUAAAUUUGGGCACUGAAGGGAUUUGAACACCUGAUUACUACAGGACUGUUGAGGGGAAAUUGUCAAGGUUCCUUCUGUCGUUUAUAUGGUGGAUCCAGAACUGCCUGUGGACUCCAGGCAAUCUAUGGCCUGCUCCCAAGCCGAUGCAAAAGGAGAGUCCUUUUGAAGAUACAGUAAGAUGCUUUGUCAGUGAUCACUGAUAGAAUUAAAAUGUUAUGGUAACGUUAACCUUUCAAAUGAUUUUUAUGAAAAAAGCAUUAUAUGGGACUUGUUUUUUCAGCUUAUCCUUUCCUUUCAAUUGUGGUGACAUAAUCAUUGACCUUAAAAGCAGACCCCAUGUAGUCCCCAACCACAUCACCUCCUGAAGUAUCCUUACAGCCACUUAGGCUUUUGGAUGAAAGUAGGAUUUGGAGAUCUUGAAAGAAAACUUCCCUUCUCGGCUCAUGUUACAACAGCUGUUUUCUUUAGCUGAUAUUUUCUAGACAAGAAUAAGAAGACUGUUUCCCUGAGUUAUCGCAUGUGAAAGCUUGCUUUUUGUUUGGGGAAAAAAAAAAAAACUAUGGAUGACUCCUGUCUAGAUGGUCACUUUGCUUUCCACGAAAUGCUCAGAAAUGCCAGAACAUUCCUUCUCUAAUUGUGUC